This is a messenger RNA of Paramecium octaurelia, 4844 nucleotides long. The record is from the annotation of a GenBank genome assembly. Lineage: Eukaryota; Ciliophora; Oligohymenophorea; Peniculida; Parameciidae.
AUGUUAAAAAGUAAUGAAACUAAAAAUUAAUAAGGUGAGGACAUCAGUAAAGAAGAAACAGAAGAGAAGGAAUUAAUGCAAAGUAGACAAUUUUCCAUCUUCAAAAAGUCCAACUGUUAAGAGCCAUCUAUGGUCAAGUAAAUUAUUGUUUAAUUUUGAGGAAUUACAAAUCACAAAUUAUAGAUUCCGAUGAAGAAAAUGAUAAGAAAGAUCCUGACAAUGAUGAUGAAGAAGUAGAAUUUAAGGUGUGGACCAGUUUAAAAAAGUCUACUACACUGCCCUAACGUGCAUAAAUAUCAUAAAAGAGUGUUGAAAAAGAAGAAGACGCCAACAAUUUAAAACCUUUAGAUUUCGAAGAGGUUUUAAAAUAAAGUUAGAUUACCUUCAGUUAGCAUAGAUAAAACUUUACAAAUGAUGAAUAAGUUACUAAGCCUUAAUUUAAAAGUGUGAGAAUUACUCAAAUUGAUUCAGAUAAUGAUGAAGAAGAAUAGUACGAUAAAGUGGCUUUAGAUAUUGAAGCCCAUCGAGAUUUGGAGACAGAAAUAACGGCUGACAAUAGAGUUAUGAUGAGCGUCAUAUAGAGUAAGUUAUCUUAAUCAAUUUAAUAAUAAUUCAAAUAGCAAUAAUCUUUAGAUAAUUAAUUAAAAACUAAUGAAUAGGAUGAGAUCUUUAAAUCUAAGAUUGUUUUCAUCAAUAAAACACCAGUGAUUAUAAGAGAAGAUGAUCUAUACAUUCGUAAAAUCACAAAGGUUCAAAAUAAUUUUAGAUUUGUCAAACCUUUUAAAAAACUUAAAAAAUAGCAUCGCUACAGAGUAAAUAUAAUAAAUGAGUUAAUAUACACAGAAAAAAAUUAUGUGAGUGAUCUUAAUUCUAUCAGAGAGCAAAUAUUUAAGCCUCUCUCCUAAUUGAUUGAUUGUUAAUAUGAUUUGAAAAUUAUGUUUAAUUUGGAAAGCAUUUGUGAAUUUAACUAGGAAUUUUUGAAAGUUCUUUUAACUAAAACUUAGAAUUUUAAAGAAAAACCUUAUGCCUAGGUUAUGGAUGAAAUAGUUGUCCUGUUACCAGGUUUUAGGUUUUAUUUUGAUUAUUGUAAAGAGUAUUAAGCUACUCGAAAAAUACGAGAUCACUAUUCUAACACAAAUUAGGUUUAUUAAAAGUUUUUUAAUGAUUUGUUAGAGAAACAACCAAAUUUCUUCAAUAACUUAGAUUUAGAAAGUUAUCUUAUUAAACCUGUUUAGAGAUUACCUAAAUAUAUUUUAUUAUUUANGGAAUUACUUAAUAAUAGAUUUGAAAUAAAUAUUAAGGAAUGGUAUUUUAAUUAUAAAUAAUAAUAAUUCAAUCUUAAUUAGUAAUAUCAAUCCUAGAUGUUAAAAAGUAAUGAAACUAAAAAUUAAUAAGGUGAGGACAUCAGUAAAGAAGAAACAGAAGAGAAGGAAUUAAUGCAAAGUAGACAAUUUUCCAUCUUCAAAAAGUCCAACUGUUAAGAGCCAUCUAUGGUCAAGUAAAUUAUUGUUUAAUUUUGAGGAAUUACAAAUCACAAAUUAUAGAUUCCGAUGAAGAAAAUGAUAAGAAAGAUCCUGACAAUGAUGAUGAAGAAGUAGAAUUUAAGGUGUGGACCAGUUUAAAAAAGUCUACUACACUGCCCUAACGUGCAUAAAUAUCAUAAAAGAGUGUUGAAAAAGAAGAAGACGCCAACAAUUUAAAACCUUUAGAUUUCGAAGAGGUUUUAAAAUAAAGUUAGAUUACCUUCAGUUAGCAUAGAUAAAACUUUACAAAUGAUGAAUAAGUUACUAAGCCUUAAUUUAAAAGUGUGAGAAUUACUCAAAUUGAUUCAGAUAAUGAUGAAGAAGAAUAGUACGAUAAAGUGGCUUUAGAUAUUGAAGCCCAUCGAGAUUUGGAGACAGAAAUAACGGCUGACAAUAGAGUUAUGAUGAGCGUCAUAUAGAGUAAGUUAUCUUAAUCAAUUUAAUAAUAAUUCAAAUAGCAAUAAUCUUUAGAUAAUUAAUUAAAAACUAAUGAAUAGGAUGAGAUCUUUAAAUCUAAGAUUGUUUUCAUCAAUAAAACACCAGUGAUUAUAAGAGAAGAUGAUCUAUACAUUCGUAAAAUCACAAAGGUUCAAAAUAAUUUUAGAUUUGUCAAACCUUUUAAAAAACUUAAAAAAUAGCAUCGCUACAGAGUAAAUAUAAUAAAUGAGUUAAUAUACACAGAAAAAAAUUAUGUGAGUGAUCUUAAUUCUAUCAGAGAGCAAAUAUUUAAGCCUCUCUCCUAAUUGAUUGAUUGUUAAUAUGAUUUGAAAAUUAUGUUUAAUUUGGAAAGCAUUUGUGAAUUUAACUAGGAAUUUUUGAAAGUUCUUUUAACUAAAACUUAGAAUUUUAAAGAAAAACCUUAUGCCUAGGUUAUGGAUGAAAUAGUUGUCCUGUUACCAGGUUUUAGGUUUUAUUUUGAUUAUUGUAAAGAGUAUUAAGCUACUCGAAAAAUACGAGAUCACUAUUCUAACACAAAUUAGGUUUAUUAAAAGUUUUUUAAUGAUUUGUUAGAGAAACAACCAAAUUUCUUCAAUAACUUAGAUUUAGAAAGUUAUCUUAUUAAACCUGUUUAGAGAUUACCUAAAUAUAUUUUAUUAUUUAAAGAUUUGUUAAAGCACACUAAUAAAGAACAUCCAGAUUAUAACAAUAUUGAAUAAUGUUUGAAGCUCUUCUAAUAAAUCAAUGAUAAAAACAAUCAUUAAAUCAAAACUUAGUUAGAAUAAUUAAAAUUAGUGGAACUUUAAAAUAACUUUGGAUAACACAUAAUACUUGUUGAACCUGGCAGAGUCUUUUGCUUUGAAGAGUUCUGCUCUACUUACACAGAUAAACUACAUAAUAAUAUAAUAUUAUAUGCAUUUAAUAAUCUAUUAUUAUUUGCAUACAAUAAGUAAAAUGGAUAAUAGGGGUAUUUUUCACAUCUUCACUUAACUUAUCAAUCAUAUGUUAAAGAUAAAGAAAAUACGGAUUAUUUUGAACAUUUUUUUGAAGUGGUUAAUAAGACUGAAUCUAUCAUCAUAAUUAAUCAAGAUAAUGAAUCGAAAAUGGCAUUACUGUCGAAGAUAUAAGAAAUAAUCCAGUAACUUAAAGACAAAUAAAUCAAUAUGCAAAAUUUAAUAAAAUAAGCAAGUAUUAUGCCUGAAGUUAAUAAUGCUCAAAAAGACUAAAAGCAUGAUUUUGAAAUAAAAGUGAUUGUAAUUGGAACGGAAAUAAGAAACUCGAAAUUUAAUCCUUAUACAGUAUACGUAGUAAACAUCUUCAUUUAAGAAUAUUAAACUAAGAUAUUUGUAAGGUACAGCCAAAUAGUUUCCUUAUAAACCAUUGUCAAUAAGUUUGAUUCUAGUUUAAAAGUGCCAGUAUUUUAAACAUUGAAUUGGUUUCUUUCAAACGACGAAAAAGUAAUAGAUGAGAGAAAACUAUUAAUUGAAAAAUUCUUAUCCUCAGUGUUGAAUUCUUAAAAAUGCCAAACAGCUAGUGAAUAUUAAAAAUAGGUUUUGGAAUUGCUAAAUCUAAACUAGGAUUUCUUUUAAAUUCCUUUAAAACUGAAUUCGAAUUCUAACAAUAAAUUGGGCGAUGAAGACAUGAGGAAAAUGAUAUUGUAGAGUCAAUUUUCUUUUGGCAUUAAACCUAAUUUACUUUAAUCAUUGAUAAUGAAAGGAAAGUCUACAAACAUAAUGUAAGCAGCUAAAGCCUCCAUCUAAAAAUUGAACAUAACGGCUAUUGAAUAAGGUAAUUAAAUAGUGAUUGGAUAAGAUGCAUCUAAAUAACCGUAUUGUAUCGAGGUAAGUCUCAUGGAUGAUAGAAAAAUAAUGGUGGGAUUUAAAAAGCAAACGUUAACCUUAUUCAUUAAGAAUGAAGUUGCUAAAUUUGUAGGAUUAAAAUAGUGGCUUGAUUUUAGAUUAUUCAUUGUGGAUUAGAAUAAAGAUCAGAGAGUUAUUGAUGAUGAUGAAACAAUGUCAUCUAUCUUGGAUGCUCAUAUAAAUGAAAACACAGGUUUGAUAAAUGCUUUUAAGAAGUUAUUAACAGUUUAGCAGAAAUUCUAAUUUGUAUUUAGAAAAUACUUCUACUUGUAAUGGAAAUAAGAAGAAGCUGAUUACAGUUAAGAUCAAUAAAGACUUUUAUAUUUAAUCUAUGAUAUCAUUUGGGAAAUAAAAAAUGAAAAUUUUCAAUAUAAUUUUAAUCAAUUUUGUUUGAUAGUCGCAUUAUUCUAUUAUUCAACAAGCACCACUCAAGAUUAAAUUUCUUAGCUUAUGCAUAGAAUAAUCCCUAAGAAUUAUAUAAAAAAGAAAAAAGAUGAAGUUUGGUUGAAAGAAAUUGUUUAUAAUAUCAAUGCCUUAUAAUAAGAGUUAAAGAAAAUGUAAAAAGAAUCAUAAUAAUAAGCCGAAAAAAAGAACCAAAAAUGUCUAAACAAUUCUAUUAGUGGAUAAGCUUAGUUAAUGCUUAUGAAUUAUUUGAAAACUCACUCCCUUUUUGGAAUGUAAUAAUUUUUGGUUGAAUGCAACAAAUAAACCAUUCAACUCUUCUAAAAGAAUUUUAAUAUUAAAAUAAGUACUCAUAUGUUUAUUGGAUUGAACUAUAAUGGAUUUCAUAUUUUGAAUCCUGAAACAAAAGCCAUACUUUAUACAUGUUAAUAUCAAAAGCUGACUGAAAUGAAAGCUUGCACAACAGAAUUUUCAUGUAUCAUUGACUCUACAAAAUUAUCCUUUAAAACUUAACUUUCCUUUGAAGUAAAAAUUUAUUUAAUUUCAUUAGAUAAAAUCAUUGAUUCUUGAGUUUAAAUAAUUGUAGGAAUUCACUAAUCAAAUAGCUUAUGGUGCACAUUGA